UACGGGGAGGUAUACAGAUAGAGAGGGAGAGCUCACAGCUGAUUUCCUGCAACAUCUAGAUGUACGACGGACCAGAACACCGCUCAGCUACCACCGACAACUUUUCCAUUACCGCGUGAGGAGGAGCUCGUGGGCAUACAGUGGAUCUGCGACAGUAAGCUGGUGUCCUGACUGACCUGAUACACCGAUACAACUGCCGUGUUGCGGUUUAUUUAACAGAGCGAUUUGACAGAGCCGAGCUUCAUUUAAAUACGCACUAAAAUAGUAACUUCUAAAAAAAAAAACAGGAACACAGCAGGAAGCGGCUGAGUCAACGGAGCGCGGAUAUUUUUUUUUUUACCACAUUGUAACAGUAUUAAUCGUUAAACAAAGGGAACAGAAAGACCGCAGGGAUGUUGAGAGACUCCACUUCUCCGGUUGUGGAGCGGCCUGCGCUGGAGGACGUGGCCGAGGAGGAGGACGUAUUCACCGCGGAGGGAAGCAAGAGCACGCUGGGGCUCGGCAGCUGUCAGGUGCCAGGAGAGAAGAAGGUGGAGGGGACAGAGGAGGAGGACGGCCAGCUGUCUCAGAUGGAGGCAGAGUUUGUCCAGCUGACCUUCAGGAAGCAGGUGUCCUACAGUCUUCUCCUCGCCCCCCCCAGUCUGUGUGGAGGACGAGAAGGAGGUGCUGAGCGGCUGCUCAAAGUCUUUCACUGGACUCAAGCUCUUCACCAGGAGCAUUCUAAAGGACGAUUGGAGAGAAGGAGAGAAGCUGGACUAGUGGGUGACCAGCAGAGGCUGGACUAUCAUCUUAUGCUGGCUUUUGGUGAUAUGAUGGAUUUCUUCUUCCAACGUCAUUUCCGCCGUCUCCAAAAAAGAAAGAAGCAUCCCACUGCAGUGCGUCCUGGUCCUGCUGUUCAGACCAGUAAAGCUAGGAGACGCUCUAGUGCUGGUUUGCCCUCUGUAGCAUUAGUACAGUCCAGGCGCUCCUCCGUUGGUUUACCUCCAGUUUGUACUGACCAGCGCAGACGCCCGAGUGUUGGCUUACUGGUGGCCAGUGGACAGAAGCGACAGUCCAUUAUAGAGCUAGGAUUAACAAACACAAGUGAAGUAGUUGGAGAAUCAGGAAGAGGAGCUGAGAAAGCAGAUGUAGCCAUCAAGAGAGGAAGAAGAGGAUUUCAGUAUAAACCUCACCAUGCUCGUGGCGCCUCACCCUGCGUACAUCGUGGGCUGGCGGUGCGAUAUCGACGUCCUUCAAAAGUUAAAUCAAUUGAACCUCAUUUACUUGGAUCCUCUAUGUUACUUGCGAGUUUAGUCCAGAUGGGCAGAGGAGUUAAAGAGAAUGAAGGGGAAGAGGAGGAACAAGAUGACUCCCUCUGUUCCUGUUCUGAGUCAGAUGGAGAGGAAGCGAGUGACGAAGAAGUAGAGAACAGAACUAGAGGAAUAAAAGAUGUAAGCUUCAGGCCCACAGCUCAGAUGCACUCAACCCAGGCAGUCAUUAUAAAAAACAUUUCACCCCGCCCCUUGCUCCGCCCCCCACGCUGUCUGAGACGAAACUCCUCCCACCUCCUUCCAGCAGACUCUGUGUUUCGGAGCAGUGAAACAGGUUAUGGAGUUUAUGGUCGAUAUAAUCGAAGAAGGUCAAGUCAAGUUCACUGGACUUUAAAUAAGUCGAUCCAGACUUCCACAACCAGCCCCAGUCUGGGUCAGCUGGCCUCAGCAGGUCUGAGCUCCGAGCUUGGGGCUGUGGAAACAGAUGUGGCCUCCUCUGGGUCUACACUCCAUAAAAGUUGUUCUUCACCGCUGGGGGGACCAGAGGGAACCAUAUACUAUGAUCCUUACCUGGAUACAUGGGAGAACUUCCUAUCGAAAGCAAUUGCCAAGUCUGGCCUGCACCAUCUGCCAUGUCAGCCCAGUACAUCAUCUCUGACCGACCCAGAAGCAAACAUCCGCAGUACUGUGGACUGGACUGAGUCAGCUCUAUAUGGAGAUCAUAUCUGGUUUGAGACCAACGUGUCUGGUGACUACUGUUAUGUGGGAGAACAACACUGUAUUGCCAGAGCACUGCAAAAAUCUGUCAGUCGAAGGAAGUGUGCUGCCUGUAAAAUAGUCGCCCACACCAUCUGUAUCGAACAACUGGAAAAGUUCCCCAGUUCUAGAGCCAUUCUGCUGGAUGCCACCCUGCCCCUCAAUGACCCCAACUUUAGAAUUAAUUUCAGGUGUAAACCGUCUUUCAGAGAAGCAGGCUCUAGGAACAUUCGAGAGCCCAUUGUUGUGCGUCAUCACUGGGUGCAUCGGAGACGGCAAGAAGGCAAAUGCAAACAAUGUGGGAAGGGCUUUCAGCAGAAGUUUGCUUUCCACAGUAAAGAGAUUGUGGCCAUCAGCUGCUCCUGGUGCAAACAGGCUUACCACAACAAGGUGUCUUGCUUCAUGCUGCAGCAAAUUGAGGAGGCUUGUCCAAUAGGAGCUCACGCUGCCCUUAUAGUUCCACCCACAUGGAUCAUUCGGGUCCGACGCCAUCAGUCAUCUUUGAAGUCAAGUAAGAAAAAGAAGAGAACAUCGUUCAAGAGGAAAAGCAGCAAGAAAGGAGCAGAGGAAGGACGUCAGUGGAAGCCGUUUAUAAUCCGACCCAUCCCUUCACCACUGAUGAAACCACUACUGGUUUUUGUCAACCCAAAGAGCGGAGGAAACCAGGGCACAAAGAUACUGCAGUCCUUCAUGUGGUAUCUGAACCCCAGACAGGUGUUUGACCUGAGCCAAGGAGGACCAAAGGAGGGCCUGGAGUUGUAUCGUAAAGUCCAUAACUUGAGGAUUCUAGCCUGUGGAGGAGACGGCACUGUGGGCUGGAUCCUGUCUUGUCUUGAUGAACUGGCAUUACACCCUCAACCUCCUGUUGCUGUGUUACCACUUGGGACAGGCAAUGACCUCGCCAGGACCCUCAACUGGGGAGGGGGCUAUACAGAUGAACCUCUGUCUAAGAUCCUGUCCCAUGUUGAGGAUGGAACUGUUGUCCAGCUAGACAGAUGGAAUCUACAGGUUGAACCAAACCCCAAUGCAGGGGCUGAACCGGAUGAACAACAAACUGAUAAGCUUCCUCUAGAUGUUUUCAACAAUUACUUCAGUCUUGGAUUUGAUGCCCAUGUGACUCUCGAGUUCCACGAGUCAAGAGAGGCCAACCCAGAGAAGUUUAACAGUCGUUUUAGGAAUAAGAUGUUCUAUGCUGGGACAGCAUUUUCAGAUUUCCUGAUGGGAAGCUCCAAAGACCUGUCUAAGCACAUCAAAGUGGUGUGUGACGGGACAGAUUUAACAUCAAAGGUUCAGGACUUGAAGCUGCAGUGUCUGGUCUUCCUCAACAUCCCCAGGUAUUGUGCAGGCACUACACCUUGGGGAAACCCCAGUGAACAUCACGACUUUGAACCUCAGCGCCAUGAUGAUGGAUACAUUGAGGUCAUUGGAUUCACUAUGACUUCACUGGCUACUCUUCAGGUCGGAGGUCAUGGUGAGAGGUUGAACCAGUGCAGAGAAGUCACCCUCACCACUACCAAACCUCUCCCAGUACAGGUGGAUGGUGAACCAUGCAGACUUGCUCCUUCUGUCAUCCACAUCAGCCUCAGAAACCAGGCAAACUUGGUUCAAAAGACCAAACGACGGACCUCACUACCACACCUCAAUGAUCAGCAGCCAGUUCCAGAGAGGCUGAGGAUCAGGGUCAGCAGGAUCAGCAUGACUGACUAUGAGGCUCUGCACUAUGACAAGGAUAAGCUACGACAAGCAUCCAUUCCACUGGGACUGAUUGUGGUUCCUGGUGACAGCGACUUAGAAACCUGCAGAGAACACAUCCAGCGUUUGCAAGAGGACUUCUGCUCUGUCCAUCACUCCUUCAAAUGCAUGGGAACCCAGGAGGAGGCCGCCAAGAUUCUUUCCUCGCAAAGAUUAUCUCCAAAGUGGUGUUUCCUUGACUCUACAACAGCAGAUCGUUUCUAUAGGAUAGACAGAGCACAGGAACAUCUCAACUACGUAUCAGAAAUUUCCCAGGAGGAGAUCUUCAUCCUGGACCCUGAACUGGUUGUUAUGACAACGGUUGGCACCUCCCCGUCAGCCAUGCCAGACUUGGUUAACCCUGCCUCCAGCCUGGUAAACAGCAGUUCUUCCCAGAGGCAGAGAAUGAACAGUGACAGCUCUGCAACUGAAGCUUUAACAAACAACUCAACACCUGUGGUCAGCAAACUCACCAGGGCGGGUUGCAUUCAUCGUUCCAACACCACUGCUGCUGAUUUUAAACCAAAACUGAGACAGGAUAAGAGCCAAAAGAAGAGUGAAACAGAGAGGGAGAAAGAAAAAGAGAUGUUGACUGAGUGUGUAAAGAACAAGGAUGUUAAGAAGGUGCAGGAGCUGCACCUGAAGGGAGCAGACCUCACAACGCUGGACUUAUCAGGCUGCAGUUUACUGCACCAUGCUGUCAAUACAGGAAGUAAAGAGAUGGUCCGCUAUAUCUUGGACAAUGCUCCAAGUGACCUGCUUGAUGUCACAGAAAAACUACAUGGGGAGACGGUUCUUCAUCGAGCUGCAUCUCUGUGUCACAGAACCAUCUGUCAUUAUCUGGUAGAAGCUGGAGCCUCCCUGAUGAAAACAGACCUACAGGGUGAUACUCCUAAGAACAGGGCUGAGAAGGCUCAUGAUGCUGAACUGGCGGCCUAUCUGGAGAACAGACAGCAUUACCAGAUGAUACAGAGAGAGGACCAGGAAACGGCUGUCUGAAACUGUUGAACUCUUUAUGAACAUCUUUGUGAGACUGGAACACGAAUUCCAGUUUACUGCUAUUAAGUCCUUCCUUGAAAGCACAGAGUGCAGACUGAGAGUGAACCUGUGCCAAAUCGGAUCUCCACAUGCAUUUAAUACUGAUUAUGUGAUAUAAUGAUGGUAAUGACAGUUAUAUGGAUUAAAUGGAUUGAGAUUUAUGUUAAUGUGGGUUAAGAUAUACGGUAAAAUUAUGAGAUUUUUUCAUUUUGAGUAGCCCAGUUAUAAUAAUAAUGUUAGUAAAGUCAAUAUAAUAUAGAAGCUUUGGGAUGAUUGGAACCUUGUUUCUGAGUUUGAAUAGUAAUUUGGGGAGUCAUUUUUGACUGACUUGUUCUCAAAAUGCUUUCAUAUCAAACUAAUUCAAAGGACUUACUAAAAUGUAUUCUUCUUUUGUGGGUUCAUUCAGUAUCAGAGAGUAAAUAGAGUCUGCAGACUUUAAUGUUAAUGUUGUUUGAAAAACUCAGGAAAGGUAGUUCAUUGCAUACAACCAUGGAUUAAAAUCAAACGAGAUUAAAACUGUAAACCCUUUAGAGGUUGCAAUAUUACUAAAACGUAAGAUGUUAAAUUUUUCUUUGGGGUGAGGUUAUGAAACAUAUUGUGUGAGCCAUGAUAACAUUUUGGCUUGAAGAUGGCGCUUGAUUGAAGUUUAUUGAAUAUCCAACAAGGGUAAACUUCUGGGGAGAAAUAUAAGCCCAGUGGGGAAAGAAACAAAUGGAAAGGUAAAAAGGGGUUAAAACCAUUAGGAUGCAUCCUGUUGGGACCAUGAAGAUCCACAGUUAAGUUUAAAGCUUUAGCUUUUGAAAUAUUUUGUCAUGAACCGAAGUUAAAAAUUUGGCAUGAUGGUGAGAAUGUCAGGGGAUUCUGAAAUCAUAAGGUAGAGUUGAGCUAUAUGUUAAAAUUUUCCAACUGGCCACCAUCAGCAGCCUGUUAGCUUUAAUAUAUUCACAAAAUGUCAUGAGAGGAAAUACCUUUUUUCUUUUUUAAACAGAAAAAUACAACCGUACACCUUCUCAAUUCAAGUCUCUCUUUUACCAAACUAAGACUAGUCAAACACUUUUUUUAAUCUUGAGAGGAACAGAAUAAAACUUACCUAAAGCGUCUUGGUUAGUCUUUCAAUCACCAACUCUGGUGUCUAACCCUCUAAACCAAUUAGAUGUGAAAAUAUUCUGGCUGUCCACGCUGCCCCUCGACUUUGCACUCACUCCUCUCCCAUUUGACGCCUCUACUGUUCCUGCCAUGUCUUUGUCAUGCCGGGAGUGAUAGAGCGAUGGACUCCAUUCACCAAUAACAUAUUUUUCCAGUUACCCAACACUGUCAUAUGGACUCUACUCAACCAUUCACAAAUAACUGAUAUAUUUUUUGAGUUGUUUAGACCAAAGUGUUGACCAGACAGUGGUUCCCCUGUUUGUUAGUUGGAAUGAAGCUCUGGGAUUAUUUCACUGAGCAGAAAUGACACGAUCACUUAUGCUGUGAACCUGCUGUACUUCUUUAAAACAUUUUGAUUGAAUAUCUCACCCAUACAACUUUAUCAAUAUGUUGUAUUUUCUUGACUUAUAUCAACAUGUUCUAGAGAUGAUUACUAUUUAUAUAAAUAUAUGAUGGAAAUAAUCCAAGUGAUGUUUUUAUUGUGCCUGUACUGAAGGAUUGAAUGUCUAAGAUGAAUUUCUGAACUCCAUUUAAGCAUCCAAAAUCCAAUCAAUCAAAACAUUGUAUCAAAUACAAGCAAUAUUAAAAUCCUUUGUCUGCAGGAGGAUUUAACUUGGAAGUCAUGUUCAUAUGUGCUCUGGCAGAUUGGCACAUUCCAUUUCCUUUUUGUUUUUUUUAAACUGACAAAAACCCUAAUGUGAUUACUCAACUUUCUUUUUCUUUUUGUGACUGUGGGUUAGGGGAAUGCUAUUAGAGUACAAAAAUAAAAUUAGAUCAAAUGCGUGUCUGUGUACUUUAGAUUAGAAAAAGAAAAUCAAAUGUUCAUAUUUAAUUAGUUUGGUAAGUUAUCUAAAAUCAAGUCUCAAAUCAUAUGUGAUUAUUAUAUUUAGUUUGUGCCAAAUUUAAAAGCUUGUUUACAUUUAAAGUUAAAUUAUGAUUUUAAAUCUAAUGUGAAAAUGAAACUCUGACACCACCAAUGGGAGGAUAACCUUUAUUGUCACACCCACCUUCCAUUACAUCUGGCUCCAUUACCUGCUUAGAGAGGUGUAGUAUGAAGGAAGUUGUAUAUAGCCGGGCUUUGUUUGCCUUAGCUGGCUUGCUAAACCUACAAUCCCGGUCAGAGAUCGCUUUUCCUCUCGAGCUUUGUGCGCGUUCCCAUAAAAGCGGACAUUUAAUGUUUUAUUUGACUCUUCUGCACAGAAUGGACUAAUUGGUUGCCACCUACUUCCUUAUAUGGAGAGCUAUGAAGAACAACAUUCUAAAAAAUUAUUACAAUAAGCAACAUUGUAUGGCAAGAGAGUAACAGUGGUAGAAAAUUGAUAAUCUACUUAACCCACUCUCAAUGCCUACAUUACAACUGCAUAUUGUAGAGCUUGAUACAGUAUAUUUAAACAUUAUAUUUUGACACUGUCCCAUAAUGAAGGAUAUGUUGAAAACCCUGUUUUUGGCUAAAUCAAGUGAAAUGUAGUUUAUUGAUUCAAUAUUAUUUGUGAUAAAUGUUAAAAGACUUGGGGAGAUGUUUCAGAUACAAACACAACAAAGCCUGCAGCUUUACCUCAGUCUUUAAUUCAGAAAAACUGCAUGCAUUUUGGCAAUUCUGCUGUAUUUCUGCUUGUAAUGGCAGGUCACAUAUUCAGACAUAACUGAUUUACACCAGUUUUCCAAAGACCUUUUAAAAUGAAUAUUGCAUCACUGAACAAAAAAUCCAGUUCAUUCUCGUGUAUCGUCAUCCUGCAAGUUGUACGAAUACACAGAGCUCUGAACUAGGAGUGCCCUGCUGAACCUUUUUUCCGUGUCAGUUCUUUUGAGGCACAUGAUUCUGAGAUGCAAAAUGAAGAUCUGCACACUGCUUUGAUGAAACAAAAUACUGUGCAACAUGUGAGCUAACCUCCAACCUAUUUUCAAACAUAGCUGAGUAUCUGUACACCAGGAUUCUUGAGGGUUUGAUGAUUUCUGUCUAAACUUUUUACAAGAAAUUAAUAAAAUAUACUCUGCCUUUGACCUCAACACUGCAGCUGCUCAAAUAAUUGGAAACUCUCAAACUAGCUUCACUGACUUUUUAUUUUAAUUUAUUUUGCCUGUGAAUUUUAGAAUUUGAAAUGUGUUGGUGUCUUCAGAUUAGCUUUGCAUUGACAAACUGUUGCAUGUACUGCAUUGCAGUAAUGUAUUGCAGGUUAUAUGUUAUCUUUUUUAAUUUACAUCUGUAGCCAAUCUAGUCUUUAUUCUCUCAUGUUGACAUUGACAUUGUUUUUUGGUGAACACAUUGAUGUGAAACAGUUAAAAUUGUUUUAAUUUUGUAUCUUUUUCUGUCUUUCUAAUCAUGCAUUUCUUUUUUGAUUGUUUUUAAGUUCUUUGAUAUUUGUAUAAUUUGUUAUAUAUAAUUAAAGGCAGUAUAUUUGAA
Dicentrarchus labrax (European seabass) is the source of this 8322-nucleotide messenger RNA. RefSeq names its product diacylglycerol kinase zeta. Gene Ontology annotation, cellular component: nucleus. Gene Ontology annotation, molecular function: protein binding; ATP-dependent diacylglycerol kinase activity. Gene Ontology annotation, biological process: diacylglycerol metabolic process; intracellular signal transduction; lipid phosphorylation. The record is from RefSeq and is a predicted model, not a curated record. Lineage: Eukaryota; Metazoa; Chordata; Actinopteri; Moronidae. Bases 393 to 4736 code for a protein of 1447 amino acids. The transcript is spliced from 40 exons.